Gregarina niphandrodes is the source of this 2463-nucleotide messenger RNA. Its product is annotated as ribonucleoside-diphosphate reductase alpha subunit. Gene Ontology annotation, cellular component: ribonucleoside-diphosphate reductase complex. The coding region runs from base 1 to 2463 and encodes 820 amino acids. Lineage: Eukaryota; Apicomplexa; Conoidasida; Eugregarinorida; Gregarinidae. The transcript has a single exon. Gene Ontology annotation, molecular function: ATP binding; ribonucleoside-diphosphate reductase activity, thioredoxin disulfide as acceptor. The record is from RefSeq and is a predicted model, not a curated record. Gene Ontology annotation, biological process: DNA replication; deoxyribonucleotide biosynthetic process.
AUGAGCUCGAAAAUGUUCGUGAUAAAUCGUCAUGGCGAGAAGGAGGCAGUGUACUUUGACAAGAUUCUGAAUCGCAUAUCGGUAUUAGCGGAAGGGUUGCAUCCGUUAGUGGAUGCUACUAAGGUUGCACAGACAGUUAUCAAUGGAAUGUAUGCAGGCAUAUCUACGUCUGAAUUAGAUAAUCUGGCUGCACAAACGUGUGCGUAUAUGGCUGCGACUCAUCCCGAUUUUUCCAAGUUAGCUGCAAGGAUUGCUGUGAGUGAUUUACACAAGAAUACAGAAGAUGAUUUCGCACACACGAUACAUAAAUUAUAUUAUUACGAAGAUAACAAUGGACGUAGUGCGUCAUUAAUAGGUGAUGAUGUAUAUAAAUUUGUUCGAGAUAAUGCAGUGGAAUUGAACAGUAUGAUAAAGUAUAGUCGAGAUUUCGACUUUGACUAUUUUGCGUUCAAGACAUUAGAAAGAGGAUACUUAUUAAGAAUCAACUCACGUGUUGUAGAAAGACCCCAACAUAUGUUCUUGAGGGUAGCUUGUGGUAUCCAUUGUGGGGACUUGGAAAGUGUUAGAGAGAGUUACGAGCUAAUGACACAAAAGUUCUUUACUCAUGCUACCCCUACCUUGUUCAAUGCAGGGACGGCAAGACCUCAGAUGUCCUCCUGUUUCCUUCUGCAAAUGGCAGAGGAUAGUAUCGCAGGUAUAUUUGAGACAUUAAAAUCAUGCGCACUCAUCAGCAAAUAUGCAGGAGGUAUUGGGCUUGCAGUUCAUAAAGUCAGGGCUACAGGAACUUACAUUGCGGGAACCAAUGGAAGAGCGAACGGAAUCAUUCCAAUGCUCAGAGUUUUCAAUGACUGUGCUCGCUAUGUAGACCAAGGAGGUGGCAAACGCAAGGGCUCAUUCGCAAUCUACUUGGAGCCAUGGCAUGCUGAUGUGUUCGACUUUAUUGAACUCCGGAAGAACCAUGGUAAAGAAGAACAGAGAGCAAGAGACUUAUUUCUAGCUCUAUGGAUAUCCGACCUAUUCAUGGAAAGAGUACAAUCUGAUGGUGCUUGGAGUUUAAUGUGUCCUCACUUAUGUCCUGGACUUGACACCUCUUAUGGAAAAGAGUUUGAAGAGCUGUACAUAAAGUAUGAGAAUCAAGGUCGUUAUGUCAAACAGAUCAAGGCACAAUCGUUAUGGUUCGCCAUUCUACAAUCCCAAAUUGAAACUGGAACGCCAUUCCUAGUUUACAAGGACGCGUGCAACAGAAAAAGCAACCAGAAAAAUUUGGGUACUAUUCAAUCAAGCAAUCUCUGCACUGAAAUAGUGGAGUAUACCGCACCUGAUGAGAUAGCUGUAUGCAACCUCGCUUCGUUGUCCUUGCCAAAGUUUGUCGAUCUUGAUAGCCGAUCGUUUGACUACGAAAAACUGAGACGUGUCACCCAUGUAGUUACGAGAAACUUGAACAAGGUGAUUGACAGAAAUCAUUACCCUGUUGAGGCCACGAGGAAGUCCAACAUGCGCCACAGACCCAUUGGCAUCGGUAUUCAAGGUUUGGCCGAUUGCUUAAUGCUCCUCAGAUAUCCCUUUGAAGCACCUGAAGUUAUCAAACUAAACAGGUCUGUGUUCGAGACCAUAUACUUUGCGGCUCUGGAGGAGUCAUGCAGACUAGCUCAGGAGUCUGGCCCCUACGAGACCUUCAAAGGUAGUCCCGCAAGCCAAGGAAUAUUGCAAUUCGAUCUUUGGAAUCAGGAAUACGAGAUGAAGGGAUUGGACACUAGAGUGGAAUUAAGCGGCAUGUGGGAUUGGGCGGAAUUGAAAGAGAAGGUCGUGAAAUACGGUCUUAAGAAUUCGCUCUUAAUCGCACCCAUGCCGACCGCUAGCACUUCUCAGAUCUUGGGUAACUGCGAGUCAUUCGAACCGUACACCAGCAACAUUUACACCAGACGUGUUCUGAGUGGAGAGUACUUCGUGGUCAAUCCUCACCUGUUGAAAGACUUGCUGGACGCGGGGCUAUGGAAUGAGAGCAUGAAGCAGCGUCUCAUUGCCCACAAUGGCAGUAUCCAGAAACUACCGGAAAUUUCAGACGAGUUAAAGGCGCUGCACAAAACCGUGUGGGAGAUUAAGCAGAGAACACUCAUCGACUUGGCUGCCGCAAGGGGUCCGUUUAUCGACCAGUCGCAGUCGCUGAAUCUGUACGUGAUGAAUCCCUCGUUUGCCAAGCUCUCGUCCAUGCACUUCUACGCCUGGAAAACGGGGCUUAAAACGGGUAUGUAUUACCUCAGGACCACCUCUGGGGCGGACCCAAUUAAGUUCACUAUUGAUGUCGCGACAGCCACUCAAGCUAACAAGACGGCACAAGUGGGUGCUAAAACUCCGAUUGUGCAGAAUGAAAAUAAAGCUCCCGUUGUUUGCCCACGACGAGCCAGAACUACCACCGCUGACGGUGAAGAUGAAGAUGGUCCCUGUCUCGCCUGCAGUGGUUAA